This is a messenger RNA of Eurytemora carolleeae, 2671 nucleotides long. Its product is annotated as nose resistant to fluoxetine protein 6. NCBI's taxonomy places the organism in Eukaryota, Metazoa, Arthropoda, Copepoda, Calanoida, Temoridae. The transcript has 2 exons. The record is from RefSeq and is a predicted model, not a curated record. Bases 1 to 2505 code for a protein of 834 amino acids. Gene Ontology annotation, molecular function: acyltransferase activity, transferring groups other than amino-acyl groups.
AUGUGGAUGAAAUCAGUUUUCCAGUUUGGUUUCUUCCUAUCUAUAAGUUAUGGACAAGAGACUUCAGAUGCCACUACUCUAGACAUGGACCAGUUUGCUUGGCUUACUCCUUUGUUUGGCAACAUCUCAGAGCAGUGUGAACAGGAUAGUAUCCUCUACAGAGAUCAGCUCAUCUCAAUUAUACCAAAAGGGAGGGCAGACCCAACACCAGGCAUUCCUCCUGCACUUCAGAUGUUUGAUGCCAAUGGAAGAUUGCCCAUGGAGGGAUUUCUCUCAGAUUCAAUAGAUAUUGGUCCUCUUGACUUAUGCCAAAUAUUAAAUUUAGACUCUUGUUCUUUACCCAAUGCUAUAAGAUAUGUAACUUUAAAACUUCCGAUUGGGUUUACUUCAAACCCUGGAAGCUAUGAAGAAUGUCUCUCAACCACUGAAUUAGAAACAAGAUACUGUACUGUAAAACUAAAAGGGCCUGAUAUUGGAAUAGGUGGUGGUCUUCCAACUCGACCUGGAGGGCGAAAUUUUAUUCCAAACCUUGAAAAUUAUUCUCAACUUCUUCAGAAAAUUGAUCUUUUUAGACGUUCAAAAAAUUUAAGUCCACAGUUACCAGCUUUGAAUCUGUUAGAUCCUCAAAAUUUCAACAAAACUUUAGAACUUAUCUCUGAAGCUUUGGACAUAGAUGAAGAAAUGGAAAAUCUACAGGAGCAGAUUCUAUUACUUUUUGUUUCUGUCUACAGUGCUAUUGGUCAACCUCAGAUUGGAAUGUGUUUUCCUAAAAGCUGUUCUGCUGAAGAUAUUAAUGAAAACUAUAAGGUGCUGACUGCAAAUUCUUUUAACCCUAUAGAGAUCACAUUAAAUGGAACAACAUUUCAAAUACCCUUGACCAGUAACCUGACAAUUGAGACAACGGCUAAAAUCUGCUUUACUAAUGAAAACAGAAGUGGUGUACCAGACAAAAUGCCUCUUGUGAAUAUUUUGUUUUAUGCAGUUUUUGCACUUAUUGGUGUGUUUACAAUUGCUGGGACAUUGUAUGAUCUACUUCAACCUCAUCUUAGUAAAGACAAGAAAGAAACAUCAUUCUUUUUAAAAAUUGUUCUUUGUUUUUCAGCUUACACAAAUGGAAAACGUCUGUUAUCUACAACAGCUGCUGGCUCAGACCAUCUUGGCUGUUUGAAUGGUAUGAGGUUUAUCAGUAUGACCUGGGUUGUCUUAGGUCAUAGUUUUACAUCAUCUUUGGCGGCCAGAAACAUUGGAACAAUACUUCCAUUAUUCACUGGGGGUGCAGGUAUGGCAUUCGAAGCAGUUCUUAAUGCACUUCCAUCAGUAGACACAUUCUUUUUAAUGUCUGGAAUUUUAACAGCCUUUAUCUUGUUUAAAGAAUUAGAUAAAUGUGGGUACGAUGGAACAAAGCACACCAUCACAUUUAUCAUGUACUACGUUCAUAGGUAUCUGAGGCUAACCCUGCCAUAUGUUCUAAUAAUGGGAGUAGUAAUAUCUGUAUUACCGUACACAUUUUAUGGACCUGGUUGGGCCACAGUGGUCAGGGCAGGGGAGGACUGUAAAACUAAUGGAUGGGCCCAUUUACUUUACAUUCAUACAUUACUGAAAUCAACCGCAGAUCAAAACAACAACACAUGCAUGAUAGUUACAUGGUAUUUAGUAGAUGACAUGGUGUUUCAUUGGUUUUCACCUCUCAUUAUAUACCCAAUGUUCUUUGCAUACAAGAAGACCAAAAGACAUCUGUAUGGACUUGCCUGGUGGUCAUUUGCUACUCUUUGCUUUACAUUUUGUGUGUUCUACAUAGCGUAUACGACCCACCAACCUCCUUCAACAGCUACCAAUGUUCCUGGCCUAGAAACAAAUUAUACCUAUCAUGUAAGUUUCUACUUUGCUCCUUGGACAAGAUACCAGGCAUAUCUGGUUGGAAUACUAUUAGGAUACAUCCUGCAUCAUACCAGAGGAAAGACAGUUACAAUUGAUGAGAAAGUAAACAUCCUGAUGUGGCAGGUGGCAUUUCUUGGGGCUUUUGGGGUGGUAUAUGGUCUUUAUAAUGUUAGAGCUUCUCAAGAAAUGACUUUGUUUGCAGCCACGAUGUAUAAUACAUUUCAACGACUGGCAUGGAAUGGAGCUCUUGCUUGGGUUAUUUUUAGUUGUGCCAAAGGUUAUGGAGGAAUGGUCAAUGAUUUCCUUUCCUGGUCUGCGUUUGCACCAUUGGCCAGAUUAACCUUUUGCACAUACCUCAUUCACAUGGAGAUAAUUAAAAUGUUUGAAGCAUCAGUUCUUAGUUCAUUCCCAAAUGAUUUUAGCAUGUGGACUCAAGUUUGGUACUUUCUUGGGACAUUGUUGAUAUCAUUAACUGUUGCGUUUGUAUUUGCGGUAGUGUUUGAAUCUCCCAGUGUUAGAGUUGAGAAGCUGGUUGUGGAAUCCCUCUUAUCAUCAAUUGUAUCCGGUAAAUCCAAAAGCACAUUGAACGGUCAAACUUUGACACUGAAAGCACCAUUACAAGCUUAACAUUAGCAAUGGGAACCAUAACAAAUACAGUUACAGAGGAGAGCUAAAUUUUCCAAUAAGCAUAUCAAAAUGAGACUGAUAGUUAAAAUAAUGAAUGCCACAAGCACUUUCUAGAAACCAUGAUAAAGAUACAUGUACCUUUGAAUAAAUAGAUUUUUGAUAUUAA